Molecule: messenger RNA, 1450 nt
Organism: Rosa chinensis
Lineage: Eukaryota; Viridiplantae; Streptophyta; Magnoliopsida; Rosales; Rosaceae
Product: bifunctional riboflavin kinase/FMN phosphatase
Exons: 10
Coding region: 241-1425 (394 amino acids)
Biological process (GO): glycerol biosynthetic process
Molecular function (GO): sn-glycerol 3-phosphatase activity
Source: RefSeq, a predicted model, not a curated record
GAAUCUGUCUCUCCAAUUUGCAUAUCUCAUCUCAUCUUCUUCGCAUUAAAUUCUUAUGCGGUACCAGCAAAGCACCUUAGAACAAUGCCAUUCCAUCUUCCUCGUCACAGCACCCGACAUGGUUUAUAUAAUGCAUCCUACACACAAAUGAAAAUCAGUUCCAGUUAAAUCCUUUUCCAUUUUCUUUCUUGGAAAUAACGCAUUAUCCACGCAAGGAGAGGCAACCAUUUUGGCUCAGCCAUGAGCUGCUGCGACUGUGCAUCCAAUCACUGCAAUACAGAGACCCCAAAACCCAAGAUUUUGGCCGUCAUUCUUGAUUUGGAUGGGACCCUUUUGGACACAGAGCGGGCUACAAAGAGCGUCUUCAAGGAGUUUUUGGCCAAGUAUGGCAAGACAUUGAAUAAGGAAAAGGAAGAGAAGAGGGAGAUUGGGAAGACACUCAAAGACUCGUCUACCGCUAUUGUUGAGGACUAUGAUCUUCCAUUGACUCCUGACCAGUUUAUUGAAGAAAUCAUCCCCAUGUAUCAACAAAAGUGGAAGCACGUAAAAGCUCUUCCUGGUGCUACCCGUCUUAUCAAACAUCUCCAUGACCAUGGAGUACCUACUGCUCUUGCUUCAAAUUCCUUGCGCGAAUAUAUAAAUGCAAAGAUCUCUGUCCAUCAAGGUUGGCAGGGAUGGUUUUCAGUAAUCGUUGGCAGUGACCAGGUUAAAGCGGGCAAGCCCUCUCCAGAUUUAUUUGAAGAGGCAGCAAGGCAGAUGGAUGUAGAUGCAGCUCACUGCCUUGUGAUCGAAGACUCGAUGGUUGGCGUUAAAGCUGCCAAUGCUGCCGGAAUGGAGGUAGUGGCUGUUCCACCCCAUGGUGAAGCUGCUGGUUGUUCUGCCCUUGCAAACACUGUGCUCCAUUCACUUUUGGAGUUUCGACCUGAGCAUUGGGGUCUUCCUCCUUUUGAAGAUUGGGUAGAUAAUGCAUUGCCAAUUGACGCAAUUAAUUUGAGUGGUCUUUAUGUUAACGGGUUUGUCAUUGAAGACACAGAGGAUGGGAAAUCUGCUCUGCCUGACCAAGUUUGGGGAGUUUUCUUUGGGUGGGCCGUGGUGGAUAUGCAGAAGAGCUACAGGGUAGUGGUUGGCAUUGGAAUGGAUCACAAUUCCUGCUGUCCUAAGAAAAAGACUCAAAUACAUCUAGUCAAUGGAGGCAAUUGCUGUAUAUCCAACCAGCAAGUGAAACUGCUGCUUGUUGGAUACAUCUGCGGACUGAAUAGCAAGGAAGUUUCAUCUCUGGAUGCAGAAUCACUCGAGGAAUGCAAGUCUAUUGCAAGUGCUGCAUUGGAUCUACCAAUAUUUAGUCAGCAUGCUUAUGUGCCUCUGUACCCAGAUACUUUUUCUCUCGAAGACAUGGUUGACACUGAUGAGCUAGGACACUACUGAUAUGCAGACCUUUUCUUUUACUUAA